AUUGUAUAUUCUGCCCCUCCAUUUCGUUCAUUUCCUUGAUUCCGAUUCAACCAUCUCUCCAGUCUUGAAGUUAAAAUACCUAUCUCCUAACUUUACCACUUCAAACUUGAUACUUGCAGCUAGUAGUAAUCUAUUGUCGGCGACAUAAGAUAAGGUACCUAUUAGUCAGUCAUAAGAAAAGAUUUUAAAAAGGCGUUCUCAUACGAAAUACCAGGUACCUACCUAAAAAUAAUAGUCUACGACUUUCAACCAAAUUUCAGCACCUGAAAAAUGGAUGACUUAUUUGAUGAUAUUCUUAACCUGGAAGAGCAAUACUACAAACAAGGCUACGACGAGGGCUAUAGAGAUGGCGCCGAAGCCGGCCGGGUCGAGGGCCGCUCCGUCGGGAUGAAGACAGGGUUUGAGAAGUUCCUCGAGGCCGGCCGGCUGCAAGGGAGAGCCAUAGUCUGGCAAAGCCGGUUACCCAAUCGACAGAAAUCAUCUUCAUCCACCGCCACCGCCAGCAUCAACAUCAACAACAAUUCACAGCAAAAGGAAGAGACCGCACAGGAAGGACAACAAUCAGCUACUACUUCUCAAGAUGAGAAAGAGAAAGAAGACUCGGAACAGAGAAGACUGCCACCGCUUAGUAGUAACCCGCGGCUGGAAAAGAAUAUCACCAUGCUGUACGGCAUACUGGAGCCCGGGACGCUGUCGACUCAAAACGACGACGAGUCGGUCAACGACUUCGAUAGCAGGUUGAAGGGCGCGCAAUCCCGGGUCAAGAUGAUCGAGAGGGCCAUCGGCGAAGGCGCUGGUGACAAGGGCUCGGCGAAUAGAAACCGCCAGCCGGGCCAGAAAAACGAGAACAUCGAGGAUAUCGGGAGGAUACCCCAAAGGACAGAUGCGGUAAUGGGAACGGUAUAAUUCGCUUUAAUUCGGCAACUAGAAAAAAAGGGGGGAGGGAGAUGUGUAACGAUGUCGUGAUAAAUGAUACCUACCUAGAAUGAGGCACACGCCAACGAAGCAAUUAUAAUAUAAAGCCAGGCCAUAUAAACUCGACUAAUCUACAAUCUUCAUCUCGAAAUCAUCAUCACCGCUGAAGAAUCUGCUAGGUACCUGUAACUGCAAAGAGAACCUGAUAUUAAGAGCUGGCUUUUCUCAUAUUUAUUUACAACCAGAGCCAUCGUAUAUGGCAUGACAUGUCUAAGUCUAUUUGAAACUUCGGCAAGGGUAUCUGCGUUGCACAUUAGCAUCUUCCUUUCUCUCUCUCUCUCUCUCUCUAUAUAUAUAUUCCAU
Daldinia caldariorum is the source of this 1278-nucleotide messenger RNA. RefSeq names its product DUF1715-domain-containing protein. The transcript has a single exon. Bases 271 to 906 code for a protein of 211 amino acids. Lineage: Eukaryota; Fungi; Ascomycota; Sordariomycetes; Xylariales; Hypoxylaceae. The record is from RefSeq and is a predicted model, not a curated record.